CCCCAUUUCCGGUUCAAACUCCAAACCCUAAACUAACCAGACAUCCUCUUCCCGGCAGACACAUCGUCCUACACGACACGAACAUAGAACCUUAACCUCAAACCCUAAUUUGAUUAUUUCCGAAUUAUAUUGAAUCUAUACACAUACAUAUUAAUUUUUGAUGCCGAUAAGCGAUGCCGCCCAAGCAGCAAUCAAAAGCUGAUGUAGCUAAGAAGCAGAAGCUUGUAGAGGACAAAACCUUCGGUCUCAAGAACAAAAACAAGAGCAAAAAUGUCCAGAAAUAUGUCCAGAGCCUCAAGCAAAACGUGCAGCCCAAGCCCGAUCCUUCCAAAGUCGAUGCCAAGAAAAAGAAGGAGGAAGAGAAGGCCAAGGAGAAGGAGCUAAAUGAUUUGUUCAAAGUUGCUGUUAGUCAGCCUAAAGUGCCAGUUGGUGUUGAUCCUAAGUCCAUAUUGUGUGAGUUUUUUAAAGCUGGGCAGUGUGCAAAGGGCUUCAAAUGCAAGUUCUCACAUGAUUUGAAUGUUCAGAGGAAAGGGGAAAAGAUUGACAUUUACAGUGAUAAGCGAGACGAGGAAACAAUGGAGGAUUGGGAUCAAGAGACCUUGGAGAAGGUGGUGGAGUCAAAGAAAACCGAGUAUAAUCAGAACAAACCAACUGACAUUGUCUGUAAAUUCUUUUUGGAAGCGGUGGAGAAGAAGCAAUAUGGUUGGUUUUGGGUCUGCCCCAACGCUGGUAAGAAUUGCCACUAUAGACAUGCACUUCCACCUGGAUAUGUUUUGAAAUCUCAAAUGAAGGCUUUGUUAGAGGAAGAAACUGAAAAAAUAUCAAUUGAAGAGGAGAUUGAAAAUCAGCGUGCCAAAGUGACAACUACAACUUCUAUGACUCCUGAGUUAUUCUUUCAAUGGAAGAAUAAGAAGAUAGAAGAGAGAGAUGCCAAUUUGGCUGCACAACAGGCAGAGAGGGCUAAGAAUGACCGCAUGAGUGGUCGGGAGCUAUUCUUGUCAGAUGCUAGCUGGUUUGUGGAUGAUGCUGAAGCAUAUGACAAGUACCAGAGAGAAACGGAAUCUGAUGAUACUGAACAGAGGGCGAAUGGAAAUGCUGCUGAAGAUGGUCCCAGCUCCUCAGCAACAGCUGGUGUUGAUGCUGAAGUUCCUGAUGACGUUGAUGACGAUGAUGAUGAUGAAUUGGACAUGGAUGAGUUGAAUGAAUUAGAAGCAAGCUUAUCAAAGACAUCAAUCCAAAUUAAGGAAACAGGAGCUGAAGCUUAAUUCUGAGAAUUAGUUGUAACCUUCAUGUGAAAUAUGCCUCUGCUGAACAAUAGAGCAUUUGUUUGUAGCCGGUCACUCCUUGCUUUCAAGGAUGUUUUUUGAAUGAAGCAUUUGAUGAUAAUGAAAUUAUCAUUCGCAGCAUCGCAUUUGGUAUGAACUAUGGCUGUUUGGUAUAAUCCGGUUUUCUGCAGUUAGGUCUCUCAUUGGACCUUCAACAGACGUUUUUGUUGUUUGGGCACGGGUAGUCUUGUUUUGUACCUUAUUUUGUUCAUGAGUUUGUCUAUUUCGCAAACCGGUUUUUGAUAUUGCUUUUAUGCUUGUGAUUUUCUUGAAACCAUCAAAGCAUAAAGUGGUCUUUGUUAUGUUAUGGAUGUUAUAGCUAGAUAUCAUUAGGGUAUGCUUCUGAGUUAGGAGGGGGAGGAAUUUAAAGAAAAUGAAUGGG
Gastrolobium bilobum is the source of this 1707-nucleotide messenger RNA. Its product is annotated as zinc finger CCCH domain-containing protein 11-like. The record is from RefSeq and is a predicted model, not a curated record. Bases 174 to 1265 code for a protein of 363 amino acids. Gene Ontology annotation, biological process: cytoplasmic translation. Lineage: Eukaryota; Viridiplantae; Streptophyta; Magnoliopsida; Fabales; Fabaceae. The transcript has 8 exons. Gene Ontology annotation, molecular function: metal ion binding; mRNA binding. Gene Ontology annotation, cellular component: cytosol.